AUGUAUGGGCCGUCCAAAGCGGAGUCGUCCAAGCCCAAGUACUCAAAAUUGAGAGCUUCCUGCGAUACUUGCUUCACGGCAAAGGUCAAGUGUAGCAAAGCUCGGCCGAUCUGUUCACGAUGUCUGGUUUGCGGUGCGGACUGCAAGUAUAGCCCAUCGUCUCGAGCCGGGAAACCGAAGUCAGAUGGCAGUCACAGGCGCUCGUCAGCCAAGGCAAAUCGCUACCCAACCCCGUCGAUGAUCAUCGAUGUGGAACACGCGAAUUCCUACGUGGAAACAGACUGGUCUUCAAUCAUGGGCACACCGAACGAACCGGUGCAUCGAAACUCUAUAUCGUCACCUCUUCCGGCCAAUGGGGACGAGACUGGAUCCUUCGUGGAUCCCACCCUACAGCCCCCAUUCAUUUCCUGGUACGAGCCAGCAGAAGCCCACCACCACUCGACCUCUGCUCCAAGCCUCCAAGGAAGUCACAACCACCACGCCUACAGUUCCAACCAGCCAACCCGGUCCGCGACCUGCAACUGCUUUAACACCUGCCUCUCGGCGCUGCAAGCGCUCCACAACUCCGACGCCAUCACCGCGACCUCCCCCUUCGACGUCAUCCUCACCAUCAACCAGCGCGCGGUCGAGACCUGCUCAACCAUGCUCCACUGCCCCAUCUGCACAUCCAAAGCGGGCGCCUCGAGCCUCCGCACCAUGCUCCUGGGCACCAUCCUCGGCCGCAUCAUCUCCAUCUACCAGGACGCUUCCAAGAGCUACUUUGCGCUCAGCACCACCCCCUCCUCCACUUCCACCACCUCCACUCCCACCACCUCCUCCUCCCCUUCCAGCCAUCACAACAACGGAUAUAUUCGGCAACAGCAACAGCAGCAGCAGCAGCAAUUACCCCUCACCUUCGGGACGUACCGCGUUGCCAGCGAGGACGUGCGCUGGCUACAGAUGGAGAUCCUCCUGCGGGACCUGAAGAAGCUAAAGGAGCUGUUUGCCCGCUUCCAGGAGACGAGCCUGAUGUUGGGCGAGAGCGAGGAGGACGCGGGCAUGCACGGCGCGGUGAGCAACUACCUGUGUCAGAGUCUGGAUCUGACGUUCGAGUCGCUGCGGAAGCAGCGCAGCUUUACGGCUGGCGGAGGGGGUGGCGGAGCCGGUGGUGGUGGGCAGCUCUGA
Molecule: messenger RNA, 1164 nt
Organism: Drepanopeziza brunnea f. sp. 'multigermtubi' MB_m1
Lineage: Eukaryota; Fungi; Ascomycota; Leotiomycetes; Helotiales; Drepanopezizaceae
Source: RefSeq, a predicted model, not a curated record